AUGCAGGUGGACUCCAUUCUCCACAGCGGCUACUUCCACCCUGUGCUGCGCUCCUGGCAGUGUACAACAACCACCUUCGAUGCCUCCAACCUCAUCUACCCCAUUUUUGUCACUGACAGCCCUGAUGCAGUGGAGCCGAUCCCCAGCCUCCCUGGACAAGCACGGUACGGAGUCAACAAGCUGGAGGGGAUGCUGCAUCCCCUCGUUGAGGACGGUCUGAAGUGUGUGCUCAUCUUCGGGGUGCCCAGCAAGGUCCACAAGGAUGAGAAGGGCUCUGCUGCUGAUGCAGAGGACACUCCUGCCAUCCAGGCGAUCAAGAAGAUUCGCUCCACCUUCCCAGAGCUGCUGAUAGCCUGUGAUGUCUGCUUGUGCCCUUACACCUCCCAUGGGCACUGCGGCAUCCUGCGCGAGGACGGCACCAUCCAGAACGAGCUGAGCUGCCAGCGCCUGGCACAAGUGGCGCUGGCCUAUGCCAAAGCAGGCUGCCACAUCGUCGCCCCCUCAGAUAUGAUGGACGGGCGCAUCGCGGCCAUGAAGGCAGCGCUGAUCUCCAAUGACCUGGGCAACAAGGUCUCGGUGAUGAGCUACAGUGCCAAGUUUGCUUCAUGCUUCUAUGGUCCCUUCAGGGAUGCUGCUCUAUCCAAACCUGCCUUUGGAGACAGGAGAUGCUACCAGCUGCCCCCGGGUGCCAGGGGCCUGGCCAUGCGUGCUGUGGACCGGGAUGUGCGGGAGGGAGCCGACAUGCUGAUGGUGAAGCCGGGGAUGCCCUACCUGGACCUUGUGAGGGAUGUUAAGGCUCGA
This is a messenger RNA of Nestor notabilis (Kea), 801 nucleotides long. It is a transcript of the gene ALAD, whose product is annotated as aminolevulinate dehydratase. Gene Ontology annotation, biological process: heme biosynthetic process. The annotation marks the transcript as partial. The transcript has 9 exons. Gene Ontology annotation, cellular component: cytosol. Gene Ontology annotation, molecular function: zinc ion binding; porphobilinogen synthase activity. The record is from RefSeq and is a predicted model, not a curated record. NCBI's taxonomy places the organism in Eukaryota, Metazoa, Chordata, Aves, Psittaciformes, Psittacidae.